This is a messenger RNA of Melozone crissalis (California towhee), 3426 nucleotides long. It is a transcript of the gene MTMR12, whose product is annotated as myotubularin related protein 12. The transcript has 16 exons. The coding region runs from base 1 to 2310 and encodes 769 amino acids. The record is from RefSeq and is a predicted model, not a curated record. NCBI's taxonomy places the organism in Eukaryota, Metazoa, Chordata, Aves, Passeriformes, Passerellidae.
AUGCAGCUCGGCGUCGCCGCGCUGCUGGGGGAUCGCUCCUUCCGCUGCCUCCCCGCUCGGGGCAAGCGUUGGGAGCCGCCGCCGCGGGCCGGGGCCAUGUUGGGCGGCGGGGCCAGGGCGUCCAAGCCGUCCUUCGUGUCGUACAUCAGCCCGGAGGAAAUACACAUAAAGGAACCCAUAGAAAAGGAAGUAAAUCCUCACUUACUGCCAGGUGAACUGCUGCUCUGUGAAGCCAGCACAGUGUGCAAGUAUGUGCAAGAAGAUGGGUCACAUCGUGGCACUUAUGGGAAACUUGUGUGCACAAACUUUAAGAUUUCUUUCCUUGAUGAUGAUUUUGCUUCAGAUGAUAAUGAGCCACAAUUUAAGAAUAAGAUUGUAGGAGAAAACGACAUAACUCUGCAGUGCGUAGAUCAAAUAUAUGGAGUUUAUGAUGAGAAAAAGAAACUUCUAACAGGACAGCUAAGAAAAUACCCAGAGACGUUAAUUAUCUACUGUAAAGACCUUAGAGUAUUUAAUUUCUGCCUGAGAUACACAAAAGAAGAGGAAGUGAAAAGAAUCGUCAGUGGUAUAAUUCAUCAUAGCCAGACUCCUAAGCUGCUUAAACGUUUGUUUCUCUUCUCUUAUGCAUCAGCUGCUCCAAACAACACAGAUGGGAGGAACCAAACUGUGAUGUUUGAAACCUUGGAGGACUGGCGUGAUGAGCUGGAGCGGACCAAAGGGAAUGUGAAAUACAAAGCAGUGACCACCAACGAAGGCUACAGAGUCUCUGAAAAGCUGCCUUUGUAUUUUGUUGUUCCCAUAUGCAUUUCUGAAGAGAAUAUCUUGAAGUAUGAAGGCAGAGGCAUUCCUAUUUGGUGUUGGUCUUGCCAUAACGGUGCUGCUCUUCUCAAAAUGUCAUCGUUUCCCAAAGAACAGGAUGACAGCACUUCACAAAUGCAAAAAGCCUUCUUGGAUGGAAUCUAUAAGACAAUUAGCAAACCUCCCUAUGAGCUCCUGAGGAUGGAUGACUUGUCAAGCAGCCUUCCAUCUCUGCAAGAUAUCCAGACUGCGUACACAAGAUUCAAGCAGCUGUUUUUGAUAGAUAACAGUACGGACUUCUGGGCAACUGAUGUGAAAUGGUUUUCAUUACUGGAGAGCACAAACUGGCUAGAAAUAAUCAGGAAGGUCUUGAAGAAAGCCAUAGAAGUUGCUGAGUGUCUGGAAAUACAGCAUACAAAUGUUCUCCUUAUAGAAGAGAGUGCUACUGAUCUGUGCUGUGUAAUCUCGAGUCUGGUUCAAGUGAUGAUGGAUUCAUACAGCAGAACAAAGUCAGGGUUUCAGAGCCUUAUUCAGAAGGAGUGGGUGAUUGGAGGACACAGCUUCUUGGAUCGCUGUAACCACUUACGCAAAAGUGAGAAAGAGGAGGCUCCUGUUUUUCUGCUCCUGCUAAAUUGUGUUUGGCAGCUGGUACAACAGUAUCCUCCAGCAUUUGAGUUCACUGAAACUUACUUAACUGUCUUGUCAGACAGCCUCUAUGUGCCUAUUUUUAGCACUUUCUUCUUCAACUCUCAACAUCAAAGAGACACUAAUAAGAGUGGGGAAAGCAUCAAGACACAAAGUGGUCCUUUCAGAUUCCUUACUGUGUGGGACUGGUCUGUGCAGUUUGACCCCAAGGCCCUGGCUUUCCUGAACAACCCUCUUUAUUCAGAGAAACCAAAACCAGAUAGAAGUCAACGGAAGACUUCACGGUUCAAACAUCAACGGCAACUUUCUUUGCCACUGACACAGGCAAAGCCUUCCACGAAGAGAGGAUUUUUCAGGGAGGAAACAGAUCUUUUUUUUAAAAACAUUCUGGGUAAAAGAAUUGGCAAGUUCAUAAAUUCUUCAGAUGAGCCCCCUAACAGCUUCAGGGAGUUUUAUGAUAGCUGGCAUAGCAAACCUGUCGACUACCACGGUCUUCUGCUGCCGCGCAUUGACGGCCCCGAAAUCAAAGUCUGGGCACAGCGUUACCUACGAUGGAUUCCUGAGGCCCAGCUCCAUGGCGGUGGAACAAUAGCUACAGCUGCCAGGAUUUUGGACUUGAUGGAGGAAGUGCAAAGCCUGCAGGUAAAAAUGGAUGAAGAACACAGUCAGGCUGUUUCUGGAGACGUACAUUCUGUUCCCUUGCUGAGGAAUUCUGCCCGUUUGUCAUCCUUGUUUCCAUUUGCUUUACUGCAGAGACAGUCUGUCAAACCAGCUUUACCCACUAGCACCUGGAAAGACUUGGAAGAUGAAGAUGACUUGGUCAAGAGGGAUGAUGAAUUUGUUGACCUAAGUGGGGAUAUGUUAUAACAUGUAUAUAGAUUACAGUGUGGAUUGUAUGUGGCUAAGCACUGAGUUUUAAAUGUUGUGUUGUAUCUUCAUAUAAGGAACUUGAGCAUCUGCAAACUGUUUAAUGGGUUUGUGGGGUUAAAAAUCCUUGAUUGGAAAGAACUAGUUGCUGUAAUUAACUGAGCAUGUUUUGAACUUCCAUUUCACUCUAACAAUAAAUAUUGCAGAACCAUAUUUUUAGCAUAGGUGUAAUUUAAAUGGGAGUGUUGGCUGUAGUAACAACAUGGCCACUCUGUUAAAAAAAAAAAAAAGAAAAACAGCAAAAGAAUACUUUCUGCUGUAAAGGUAGAAUGAUAAAUGCAUAUGGCAACAAGCAUGCUAUCUUAACAUCUCUUUCCCCAUACUGGGAGUGGAGUACUGUGAUUUGCAAAUUCCCCCACAUGUAAACAGUGAAAGAUGCAACUAACUCUGCACUCACAAGUCAGCUUUUGACAGCUGAGGAAUACUCUUGUGGUCGCCAGGGGUUUUCUGUCUGCUGUUGGAUCAACAGAAGUCGUGUGCUUGCCCUUUCCCCUUUGUCAGUGUUGGUCUUUGUGGUGUCAUGGUCACAGGUUGGCUGCUCUGAGCCUGUGCAUGCACUUAGCUCAAGGGUCAGAUGCAAGAGCUUAAUGACACAUUUCAAGUCUUAAUGUAUGGCUGCUGUGCUACAUGCCCUUGCUGCCUUGGAAUUUUAUGUUUGCUCUUAAUUUUAAUGAAUGAGAUUUCAAUUUGCCAUGAGUAUGUUUUCUCCUUUUAAGUAGAGGGAGACUUUCAUUGGAACUUUUCCCCCACUGAUGCCCAUUGCCUUUAAGGCUUUCUGUAGCUUGCACUGAGACUCUCCACAUAGCAGGGAAGACACUUUUCCUGUAGUCCUGCAGUGAAGCAGGAUUUGCAGUCUGUUACCACUUGUCAUGAGUUGGUACAGCUUAUGAAUGUGGUGUUUAUAGAACACUCGUGUCCUGUUGCUGGAUGUAAUAACAGUACCUCAGUGAAAGAAGCCAUAAAGAAAUGCCUGUUGACUUGGAUUUACUGUGUGUAUGUUUAUACAAAUUUUUACUGCAAAUAAUUAUCCUUUGUAAAGCUGAAUAUUAUUUGACU